This is a messenger RNA of Prorocentrum cordatum, 639 nucleotides long. The record is from the annotation of a GenBank genome assembly. NCBI's taxonomy places the organism in Eukaryota, Dinophyceae, Prorocentrales, Prorocentraceae.
AUGGCGAGUGGCAUAUAUUCGGGCCACAAGGAUGACCUUGCUUUGCUCUACAAUGAAGCUUUCCAGCUCGACGGCAAGAUCACGUCCGCGGAGAAGACCAUCAUCAGGGAGGCCACGGGCUGCGAGGUCCAGCAUCGCUCCAGGAGGGGCCAGCCGAAGACGCUGAAGAUCACGGGCCCCAAAGGCAUGGAGGCCCCCGCUGCAUCCAUGACGUGGGGCUUCUUGCGCAAGAACGGCAUCGAGACAGAAGCCCUGGCUGCCCUGAUCAGAGAGGCCUGCGCGCAGGCGCAGUCGGAGGCAGCGCGCAGAUACUUGCUCAGCAAUCUUGGCUGCAGUCCUACGCCCACCGCCGUUCCUGCCCACGAUGACUGGGGCGUCCCCGACGCCUCGGGCGAGGGCAACGCCCGCGCGCAUCAGGAUGACAGCUCCUCCGCCGAUGCCCACCGCGCGGUGCCUUCGGAGAGCUGCGCGCCCGCGUACGUCACCCCCCUGGCGGCGGCGAGGACCGACAUCUCUGAGAGCCAGGGCUUUGACGACAUCCCAAGGCUCGAAGAGGUGCUGCGGCAGGUCGCGAAGGAGCUCCGACAGCAGGCGCGGCAAGAUGAGCACUUCUCUGAGCACGCUCGGGUGGCGUACUAG